UAUAUAUAUAUAUUCAAAACCACCAAACCUAUCUUGCUAGUGCUCUCUCUCUCUCUCUCUUUUCUUCAACAAAAGUGAAGAAAUGGUCAAAACAAAAACGAUCCUCCUGUUAUUCUUCUUCAACAUUUUAAUUCUCCAUUCUCUAUCCAUCUCGACGGACACAUUCCUCUACGGAGGGUGCACACAAGAAAGGUACACCGCAACCUCACCCUACGAGUUCAACCUCAACUCGCUCCUCACCUCACUAGUCAACUCAGCAACCUACUCAUCCUACAACAACUUCACCAUCAUUGCCUCAAAUCCAAACGACGUCGUUUACGGUCUCUACCAAUGCCGCGGCGACCUCUCCAUGCCGGACUGCGCCUCCUGCGUCAGUAAAGCCGUCUCACGCGCCGGUGACAUAUGUCCGGCGGCCUGCGGCGGAGCAGUUCAGUUAGAGGGAUGUUACGUGAAAUAUGACAAUGCUAAGUUUUUGGGCGUGGAGGACAAAACGGUAAUAUUGAAGAAAUGUGGGCCCUCCAUUGGAUAUGAUCCGGGUACGAGAGAUGCGGUGUUAUCCGGGUUAGUGGGUUCGGGUGGGUAUUUUAGGGUUGGUGGGUCGGGUCAGUUGAAGGGAAUGGUGCAGUGUAGUGGGGAUUUGAGUUUUGUGGAGUGUCAGGAUUGUGUUUCGGAUGCGAUCCGACGGUUGAGGAUUGAUUGUCCUGCCGCGGAUUACGGGGAUAUGUUUUUGGCGAAGUGUUACGCGAGGUACUCUACUGGGGGUGGUGGUGGGGCCCAUGCUUACUACAAGCCCCAUGGUAAAUCGGACAAUGAUGGUCAGAAAACAUUUGCCAUAAUUAUUGGAUUAUUAGCAGGCGUGGCUAUACUUAUUAUUUUCCUAGCAUUCUUGAGAAGGAUUUGUGAGGGACAUGGUAAAUAAAUUGAUUUAAGUUUGUCAAAGGCAUGUGGCAUUGAACCACUGAUCAGUAACUUCUCAGCCUUCUUCUCCAUUGCAAUUUGCUUUUGGAAUCUCUUUUGCUUAAUUUCCUUUUUAUCUUCUCAAUGUUUUAUCUUUUCUUUUCCCCUCUCUUUUUUAUUAUAAAAUUACAUUCAAAAGACUAAAGAGAUUUUUGAUAAAGAUGACAUUAGAAAAGGAUAUGCACGAUGGGACACUCAUUCAUACAAAAGGCAAAAGGAAAAGAGGAACAAAAGAGAACCAAAUAUUCUGUUUUCCUCACCUCUUUCCACUCAACAAAGUUGUGUUGUAACUUGUCUCAUCCCAUUGCAAAGACAUAAUAUAUUGCAUCAUUCUUUGUUUUUUUAAAUGUUCUAUAAUAUUUCACCAUUAUUGUUAGUAUGUGCUCCCAUGAACUUUUGGGUA
This is a messenger RNA of Cicer arietinum (chickpea), 1360 nucleotides long. RefSeq names its product plasmodesmata-located protein 7. The record is from RefSeq and is a predicted model, not a curated record. Gene Ontology annotation, cellular component: plasmodesma. Lineage: Eukaryota; Viridiplantae; Streptophyta; Magnoliopsida; Fabales; Fabaceae.